Trypanosoma grayi is the source of this 367-nucleotide messenger RNA. RefSeq lists its product as hypothetical. The record is from RefSeq and is a predicted model, not a curated record. The transcript has a single exon. Lineage: Eukaryota; Euglenozoa; Kinetoplastea; Trypanosomatida; Trypanosomatidae. The annotation marks the transcript as partial.
CUGCUGCUGCUGCUGCUGCUGCUGCUGGCGGUGAUGAUGAUGAUGUUGUUGUUGUUGUUGUCUUUUUUUUUUCUUUGCAUGACCUUCACAUUAGCAGGUGCUGGCUUAUUCUAGAAAUGACGGGGGGUGGCGACGCCCACACCACCACCCCAGCGGAAGCUGCUGCUGCCGCUAUUAGUCCCACUGUGAGCAUCGCCACUCUCUGCGAAGCGCGUGCUGUGGAUGCGCAGCUUCUUCACAACAGCAGCGAGUUGGCCGCCUCCAACUUACUGCGGCGUAGUAGCCGCUAUGUGACGGCGGGUCGUGUGCUCUCACUCAUGGCACUCGCGUCUGCGGCUGCUGCGGGCCUCCUCGCGUCGUGGCAGCA